Myxozyma melibiosi is the source of this 1473-nucleotide messenger RNA. Its product is annotated as major facilitator superfamily domain-containing protein. Gene Ontology annotation, molecular function: transmembrane transporter activity. The record is from RefSeq and is a predicted model, not a curated record. Gene Ontology annotation, biological process: transmembrane transport. Lineage: Eukaryota; Fungi; Ascomycota; Lipomycetes; Lipomycetales; Lipomycetaceae. Gene Ontology annotation, cellular component: membrane. The coding region runs from base 1 to 1473 and encodes 490 amino acids. The transcript has 2 exons.
AUGCGCCGCCACUCCUCCUCCAGCGCCAUGCGUCCUCUGCUCGUGGUCUCCUCCGCCUCGGCAGACGAGGACACCGUCUACGACGACGACGACACAGUGCCUAUGUCGCGCUCCCGCACAAGUACGAGCAUAUACGAUGCGCCGUACUGGAAGUUCCUCGACGACGAGACCGAGGAACUGCGACGGUUCAGAACUACUUCUACUUAUGCCACUUACAACAACUUCUUGUUCGAACAGGCUGGCGAGUCGGCUGAAUACCUUCCCGAUGUUGGAUACAGACCAUGGCUUGCUGCUCUCGGUGGAUUCAGCGCGCAGUUCUGCUCGUUCGGCUACAUGAACGUCAUUGGCGUGUUCCAGACCUACUAUGAAAACAACCAGCUCGCCGACCUCUCCCCUUCGACCAUUUCCUGGAUCGGAUCUAUCCAGACCUUCAUCCUCGCUCUUGGCGGUCUCUUCGCCGGCCGUAUGUGUGAUAUGUACGGUCCGCGAUGGCUGACCAUCCCCGGAUGCAUCUUCCUGACCGUCGGUGUUUCGACCACUGCGGUGUGCACGGAGUACUACCAGUUCAUCUUGGCCCAGGGUGUUUGCUCUGCGUUUGGCGCCUCGCUUCUGUUUUACGCUACCACGGCCGCAAUCACGGGAUGGUUCAGCGUCCACCGUGGUCUUGCCUUUGGAGUUGCUGCCUCUGGUGCUUCGUUCGGUGGUAUCGCUCUUCCGUUCCUGUUCGACAGCGUAGUCAGAGCGUACUCUUUCAAGGCCGCAGUCUUUUGCGUCGGCGCGCUCUUGUUUUUCUUUGCUGCCAUCGCCGCCAUCGUCACCACUUCGCGCAUUCCUCCUUCCGGCCACGAGCCUUACCAGUUUGUGCACUUUUACCUCAAGCCGUACCUCGACCCUGUCUUUGCUCUCGUCACUCUCUCGCUCUCGCUCACUUACCUCGGCUUGUUUGUUCCGUUUGCGUUCAUUGCCUCGCACGCGUUGUCGAACGGAAUCACACAGUCAUCUGCUUUCCACCUCGUCGCAUACCUCAACGCCGGAUCGUUCGCCGGCCGUCUCUUCAGCGGCAUGGCCUCGGACAAGAUCGGAAAGUUUUCCGUCUUCUUCCUCGUCACCUUGAUGUCUGGCCUCGUCGUCCUUCCCUUCUGGUACGUCGUCAACGAGGAAGCCUGGAUCGUCGUCGUCGCCGUCUUCUACGGCUUCGCCUCUGGCGGUGUGCUUGCGAUGUACCCCGCGCUUGUCGCGCAGAUCAGUCCUGUCAAGGAAAUCGGCACCAGACUUGGCUCGUUGAGUGCUGCGAUCGCGUUCGGCGCUCUCGCGUCGCUGCCUAUCGCUGGCGCGCUCGUUAGUAACAAUAAUGGCAAACCGGACUUUUCAGCUAUGCAGCUUUACGCGGGAAUCGUCAUGAUUGCUGGUGCUGGUAUGGCUAUGAUUGCGAAGGCCAGAGGUACUCGUGGUAAUUUGUUUGCCAAGGAGUAG